This is a messenger RNA of Colletotrichum acutatum, 2162 nucleotides long. RefSeq lists its product as uncharacterized. The record is from RefSeq and is a predicted model, not a curated record. NCBI's taxonomy places the organism in Eukaryota, Fungi, Ascomycota, Sordariomycetes, Glomerellales, Glomerellaceae. The coding region runs from base 141 to 1916 and encodes 591 amino acids. The transcript has a single exon.
GUGAUCAGGCUCUCCCAACUCAUAGAUGCCUGGGCUACCCCUCAUUCCAAACAUAUCUCACUUCUUCGCUGUGAAGCUCAUGGUGGCCUUCUCGUUACCUGUAGGUGAGCUGCCCUUAUAAGUGUCACCAUCCUCCAACCAUGCGUCUGAUCAAUACGGCAACACUGGAGCUCGAGGAGUUUGACCGUGUCCGCACCCCACUGUACGCCAUUCUUUCCCACACCUGGGAGGACGGAGAAGUGUCGUUCCAAGAAUGGAGCCACCGUGAGACUAGGACAGGAAAGAAAGGCUUUCUCAAGAUCGAAUCGUUCUGUCGGCUGGCCUCGCGGUACGGGUACACCCACGCUUGGGUAGACACCAAUUGCAUCGACAAACGCAGCUCUGCCGAGUUGUCUGAGGCUAUCAACUCCAUGUUUGCCUGGUACAAAGGAGCAGCUAUUUGUUACGUUUAUAUGGCUGACGUAUCAGCCUCUAAGGAGAAUCGCGCCCUGGACAGUCAAUUCCUGAACAGCAAAUGGUUUACUCGUGGCUGGACUUUGCAAGAGCUUAUUGCACCCCGCCGUAUCAACUUCUACGCUCAGGAUUGGAGGCUCAUUGGAACAAAGCAGAGUUUGCUUGACGCCAUACACAGAGCAACCGCAAUUGAUAUAAAGUGUCUUUUAGGUGACACAGCCCCUUCCGAGUUCAGUAUUGCCAAAAUCAUGUCUUGGGCCGCUGGCCGUGUUACAACUCGCCUCGAAGACCAAGCAUAUUGUCUCCUCGGUCUCUUCGAUGUCAACAUGCCGCUUAUCUACGGGGAGGGCGACAAGGCUUUCCAGAGGCUGCAGCAGGAGAUAAUCAGGAUCUCCGAUGAUCAGAGCGUCUUUGUCUGCGACAUACCGAGCCUGUCCAUGACGGCACCCUUGGCUCCGUCUCCUUCGCUCUUCUCCAAGUCAGCAAAUGUCAGGUCCUGGUCCCGUCUGGCAGCUCCAACGGCAACGAUACCACCGUUUCACACAGUGACCAAUGCCGGUCUUUCAAUAUCUUUACCACUAAUUCAAACUUUGUCACCUGAAUUCGUUCUGGGCGUUUUGAGUUGCACCACAGUUGAGGAGUAUCCCAGGAGCUCCGUUUGCCUACCUUUGUCAUCUCACAUCAGCGACUACCGGCACCAGUAUACUCGAGUAUCCCUGCCUGCCCCGUGGAUAUCGCUCAAUUCAACUUCGAUAAAGUCCCUCCUUCCAUGGCAUGAAGAAAACGCCUCGCAGCCUGAUUGGUUUUCAGAAUUCAUACCCGAAAAAUCAACGAACAUCGUAAUCUCCAUGCUUUGCCAGGCGGACCGUGACUCCCUCUCAAUACGGGUCUUUAAGCCUCUCCAGAAGCUGGGAGGAAAGCUUACCAAGGUCUCUUGCUUCGUCACAUUCCCGCGUGGCUUCUCCGACUAUCGUCUUUACGCGGCAGACCCCCCCGAGGCGCUGGAUGAAGAAACGAGUAUAAUGGCCAUGCUUGAUCAGAAAUUCACCGAUAGAAAGGGUUGCGGCCUGCUUGUCUUCAAAAAUAGGUCCCUCGAACGCGGCAACGGUAGAUACGUUGGUAUCUAUCUCGAAGCGGCAUUGGAACACAACGGCACUUUGCAAGACUGGCCUCGAGCAUGUCGCGUGUUUCCGAAUUGGAAUAAACGAGACGGCCUUGAUGUCGCUACCCAGCACGGCGAAAGUUUUCCGCCCAGUCGCGCAAGCUGGGUUGAAAAUGUCUUAGUAACAACCAGGACUGCGAUACCGGUCAAACCGAAUCAUUUGUUAUCAGCGACUAUCGCGUUGAUGGUGGAAAUCGUCUUUGACACGGACUACAUUCGAAGGCCACUCAUGAACGAAUCGAAUCGUCGUUUUGCGACUCCUCGUUUUGCGGCUCAGAGGGCUCCAACCGGGAUCGCCUAAUUUUCAGGGACUCGAGCGAGUCUGGCCGCCGCAACCCUCUCUUGAAAUUAACAUUAGAGCAAAGGUCACGGAACCUGUCAAUGAACCUUGACUAGACUUAAAUCUUAUCAUCACCUUUCAGAAGGCAAAAUCAAUGUAAGAAUCAAGUUCGAUUGAACAGAACAAACUAUGCAGCGCAGCUGCUCCGGCAGCUCAGCUAACCAUUCUGUCUCCGCCUAUCAAUACACUGCACCAAAAGAAACUCGC